AGUGCAGAAUAAUGGCCCUGAUUCAAGGCGGAUUGUCCCCUCCAUGUACAGGAAGGCAAAUACAUGCAACGGAUCUGACGCAGGGGCUGGUGACCUUCGAAGAUGUGGCCAUUACUUUCACGGAGGGGCAGGCAGCCUUGUUGGAUCCGGACCAAAGAGCCUUGUACAGGGAGGUCAUGCUGGAGAAUUAUGGGAUGGUGGCCUCAUUGUUGGGAUCUGCAGUCCCCACGCCUGACCUCAUCUCUCAACUGAAACAAGGGAAAGACCCGUGGGCUCGUGAUCCUCAGGAUAUGGAUGAAGAGCUCUCCUCCUGCUCAGGUAAAGGGUCUAGGGUAACCCAACAGGAUUGGCCAGGAAGGGGUCCUUCUCUGCAAGCCCCCACCAAAGGAAGUGAAAAGGGGGGGGAAACCGUAUAA
Molecule: messenger RNA, 416 nt
Organism: Elgaria multicarinata webbii
Lineage: Eukaryota; Metazoa; Chordata; Lepidosauria; Squamata; Anguidae
Product: zinc finger protein 621-like
Exons: 4
Coding region: 12-416 (134 amino acids)
Biological process (GO): regulation of DNA-templated transcription
Source: RefSeq, a predicted model, not a curated record